Molecule: messenger RNA, 1516 nt
Organism: Sinocyclocheilus rhinocerous
Lineage: Eukaryota; Metazoa; Chordata; Actinopteri; Cypriniformes; Cyprinidae
Product: sterile alpha motif domain-containing protein 10-like
Exons: 5
Coding region: 111-701 (196 amino acids)
Biological process (GO): cell surface receptor protein tyrosine kinase signaling pathway
Cellular component (GO): cytoplasmic side of plasma membrane
Molecular function (GO): protein binding
Source: RefSeq, a predicted model, not a curated record
UGUGGCUGUUCUUGCCCUUUCUGCUCCCAGCAGUGCCCAGGUCGGGCCGGUUGACUCCCGCGGCUGAAUUGGGGUGAAGGUAGGCUGGCUGUAGCCGGCGGGACAGGCCCAUGAGGAGGCACAGGGUAGUGGUGGUUCAGUCUGGCACUGCCCCGGCGUACAGAACUGCCAUACAGAGUUUCAUCGAAGCUGCGUCCAGCUUCAGCUUCUGUCGGGCUGCGCUGGAGCACACGGUCUCAGCAGAGGAGCUGAACUAUCAGCUGCCACGCAGGACCGGGGGCAACCUGACCUGGCAUGAAGGACGCGGGCAGAGGGUGACGAGGAGGACCGUCAAACUGCUGCAGCAGCCCGGCACAGAAGGAAUACAGAUCCAGCCAGGAGAGGCCUUCACUGUGUACCACACCAGCCCGACGCUCUCCAGCUUAUGCAAACCAGUGGUGCUUUGGACCCAGCAGGACGUGUGUAAGUGGCUGAAGAAACACUGUCCCCACAACUACCUGACCUACGUGGAGGCCUUCUCUCACCACGCCAUCACAGGUCGUGCCCUGUUGCGGUUGAAUGGAGAGAAGCUGGAGAGGAUGGGUAUAAUCCAAGAGACACUGAGACAGGAAGUCUUGCAGCAGGUCCUGCAACUACAGGUCAGAGAGGAAGUGCGUAACCUACAGUUGCUCAGUAGAGCUUCCUUCGGCAACAUUUCUUAGCUCGUCUAUCCUUUUGGCAGCUCUCUCGACUUCCCGGCAGACACGGGAGGCCUUGUUCCAAACUGCUACAGACAGAAAGAGAGAGAGCGAAUCUGCCUGGAGGUGGAGCUGUGGAGGAGACUGUUAACUCCAAUUUAACAGACAGGACCGUCUUUUUAUGCAGAUCUGAAUGGGGUUUCAAAGACUCAAAUGGACAAAGUCGAACUCUAAAACUGUAAUAUAGUGAUAAGAUUCAAGUCUCACCUCAUCUCUACAAAACCCAGAGCACCAACCAGAGCUCUGUCAGACAAUAAUGAGGAUACAGAUUGGAUCAAGAUGCUGACUUUCAAGACGUUGACUUAAAGUUGAUCUCAGAUCCAAAUCUGAAGAUGAACAUUGAUCUCAGAUCAUGUUAAGAAGCGGUUCAUCUCAGCAGCCUUGAUUCCCCAAGUGUUUGGAUGAUGUCUGACAGACCUGCUCUUUUAUCACUCAUUUAACAUGGACGUAGAUGCAAUGCUGAAGAAAUCCUGUUUCUACAAGUGUGGAAACAGACAAUUCCUCCUCCUACCUCUCACGAUAGAUUGUAUCAUUGAAUUUGCUGAGAAUUAGAUAUAGAAUAUAGGGCAUGCAGUUUGAUUAUCCAGCAUCUUCCCAUUCCUGACUUCAAGCUAAAGGGAUGUUCACACUGACAAAAACAAUGACUACAUGAUCUGAAGCUGGAUGUUACGGACAAUUUGUUUGAAAAUGAACACUGAAUGUCAUCAUUUUGCUUUUCUUCUCAGGACGUUCAAGAGCUUCGUAUAUUGUUCCUGCUGUUACUUUCAUAAACACUCUUU